Messenger RNA from Penicillium griseofulvum, 1461 nucleotides. Its product is annotated as putative disulfide isomerase. Gene Ontology annotation, cellular component: endoplasmic reticulum lumen. The record is from RefSeq and is a predicted model, not a curated record. Bases 1 to 1461 code for a protein of 486 amino acids. Gene Ontology annotation, biological process: response to endoplasmic reticulum stress. The transcript is spliced from 3 exons. NCBI's taxonomy places the organism in Eukaryota, Fungi, Ascomycota, Eurotiomycetes, Eurotiales, Aspergillaceae. Gene Ontology annotation, molecular function: protein disulfide isomerase activity; protein-disulfide reductase activity.
AUGCUACACAGUGCUAGUCUUUUCCUUGUUACGCUCCUUGCGGCAUUGCCUGUCAAUGCCGAUGGACUAUACACCAAGAAUUCGCCAGUGAUUCAGUUGAAUCCCAAAACCUACAAAUCGCUUAUUGCGAACUCGAAUCACACCUCGAUCGUCGAAUUCUACGCCCCCUGGUGCGGCCACUGCAAGAACCUCAAGCCUGCCUACGAAAAAGCCGCGACUAAUCUCGACGGACUCGCGAAAGUCGCUGCAAUCAACUGCGACGAUGACGAAAACAAACCCUUCUGCGGACAGAUGGGCGUCCAAGGCUUCCCGACCCUGAAGAUCGUGACACCUUCCAAAAAGCCCGGAAAGCCCCGUGUCGAGGACUACCAAGGCGCGCGUACCGCCAAAGGCAUCGUCGACGCAGUCGUCGACCACAUCCCCAACCACGUGAAGCGCGCAACAGACAAGGACCUGGACAAGUGGCUCGGACAAAACGAGGACCGACCCAAGGCCAUCCUCUUUACCGAGAAGGGCACAACCGGCGCGCUGAUCCGCGCCCUAGCAAUCGACUUCCUCGGCGCAAUUGACAUUGCCCAAGUCCGGAACAAAGAAUCCGCCUCCGUGAACAAGUACGGCAUAACCGAGUUCCCAUCACUCGUCCUCAUCCCCAGCGCCGACGCCGGGCAUAAACUCUACACCGGGGAGCUGAAGAAGAAGCCAAUCACCGAGUUCCUGAGCCAAGCUGCCACACCCAACCCAGACGCGUCCGGCUCCGCCUCAGACAAGCCUAAGCCGAAACAAAAGUCAAAGUCCAAGCCCGCUUCUAAGCCCACCUCCGUCGCCGACGACGAAGACAUCAAGCCAACCGCCUCCCAGGACCAGGACACAACAGACCCCUCUGUCAAGCCUGCUCAGGUCCCCCUCCCCGCAAUCCCAAACCUCCCCACCCGCGAAUCCCUCGAAUCAGCUUGUCUCGCACCAAAGUCCGGCACCUGUGUGCUAGUCAUUCUUCCUGAGACGAGCGAGCCCGAGGCCGCCCUCCCAGCAUCUGCUACCGAGGCGCUCGCGAGCUUCGCGGAGAUCAGCCACAAGCACGUCCUGCGCGGAACCCAUCUCUUCCCGCUUUAUGCUGUCCCUGCUAUCAACGACGCGUCCAAGACUCUGCGUGAGGCAUUGGCAUUGGGUGAUGGCCAGACGGUGGAGAUUAUCGCGUUGAAUGCGCGUCGCGGCUGGUGGCGUCGGUUCAGCGCCGGUGCGGACUUUGGGGCUAUUGCUGUUGAGUCUUGGAUCGAUGCGAUUCGGUUGGGUGAGGGUGCUAAGGAGAAGUUGCCUGAGGGUAUUGUUGUCAGUGUUGAGGCUGAGACUGAACCCGAGGCUGAAGUCAAGACUGAGGCGGAAGCUGAGGUUGAACCUGAAGCUGAGACUGUCGAGGCUGAGACUAAGGCCGAGGAACAGGCCGUGGAGCAUGAUGAGCUAUGA